This is a messenger RNA of Racocetra persica, 245 nucleotides long. The record is from the annotation of a GenBank genome assembly. Lineage: Eukaryota; Fungi; Glomeromycota; Glomeromycetes; Diversisporales; Gigasporaceae.
AUGAAUCUGAAGAAUAUGAGUCAUCAUUUCAGUAUUAUGGUAAAUUUUACUCAGAUGAUUUGCACCUGGACCAAGAUGAAUCAUAUCUAAAUAAAUUAUCCCAAGAUAAAUCAAACCCUGAUAAAUCUUAUAAAGAUCAAGAUGAAUCAUGUCAAGAUGAACUGCAACAAGACAAAUCCUGUCCAAUCGGAUUAGCAUCUCAAGCAGGACCAACUGGUAAUGAAACCUCUUUAAAUGAUAGAUAA